AUGCAUGCCGACCCCGAGCAUCGUUGGGACAUCUCGACAAUGACGGUGAAGGAGGCGUUGGUGAGCUGGAAGGGCCCGGCGGUGAAGGCCGCCAUGGAGGAGGAGAUCCGCAGCCUCAUCAACAUGGGCACUUGGGAGCUGGUCGAACGCCCGCCGGGGGUGAACAUCAUGAAGAACCGGAAGGUGCUGACGACGAAGUACCACGUCGACGACACCGUCGAGCGCGAGAAGGCAAGGCUGGUCGUGAAGGGCUUCACCCAGGUGUACGGCGCCGACUACGACGAGACGUUCGCGCCGGUGGGCAGCUACGUCACGCUGAGGAUUUUCCUCAGCAUCGUCGCUGUCCUCAACCUCAACCUGCAGCUCGACAUGAAGAACGCCUUCCUGCAGAGCAAGCUCGAUCGGGUGCUCUACAUGCCGGACUACUUCAACGACGGAACCGGCCGGGUAUGCAAGCUGCUGAAGAGCCUGUACGGCCUGAAGCAGUCGCCGCUGCUGUGGUACUUGGCGCUCAACGACGUGCUGGUCGGCGCUGGGUGGAAGAAGAGCCAGGUCGAUGAGGCUCUGUACUUCAAGGUCGGCGACGACGGAGUGGCCUGCUGGGUGCUGGUCUACGUCGACGACCUGCUCGCCGCCAGCAGCAGCACCGAGAUGCUGAAGGAGCUGAAGGAGCUGCUGGAGCCCGCCUUCGAGCUGUGUGAGAUCUCGCCGGUGCAGAAGUACCUCGGGCUGGAGAUCGUCCGCGACAGGUCGGCGGGGAAGCUGUGGCUGCACCAGCAGGGCUACGCCGACAAGCUGCGUAGGCGCUUCAUCGACGAGGAGCAGACCGGGCGCACCCCGAAGACGCCGGUCUCGGUCGACGCCUACGCCGAGCUCACCUUCGACGACGAGGAGGCACAGGAGCGACAGGAGGAGGAGUGUGAGGGGAGCAGCCGACCUGCAGCAGUGGGCGAGCUGGUUGACGAGGAGGUCGACUUGCACGGGGGCCACUGCACGGGCGCCGACUUUAGGGAGGUCGACCUGGGAAGUCGACCUGCGGAGGGCGUCGACUUGGUGACGCCAACUUGGGGCAGCCGACUUGGGUGGUCGGCUGACAGGACUACUGGUCAACCUGGUGGUUGGUCGACCAGGCCUGCUGGUCGACUUGGUGGUUGGGCGACCAGGAGUGACGUCGACCUGGAGCUGGUCGACCAGGGGUGUGGUCGGCCUGGUGGUGGUCGUCGACUUGGGAGGUCGACGGGCACAUACAGGAGCAGCUGGUCGACGUGGUUGCCCGGUCGACCAGGUUACCUGGGUGAUGAGGUUCUGCGGAGGAGUGCGACGGUCGCCCAUGCGAAGUUGGCGAGUCCGACCUCGGUGGUGGUAUUCCGAGGUCGACGUGGCUAA
Messenger RNA from Closterium sp. Naga37s-1, 1386 nucleotides. The record is from the annotation of a GenBank genome assembly. NCBI's taxonomy places the organism in Eukaryota, Viridiplantae, Streptophyta, Zygnematophyceae, Desmidiales, Closteriaceae.